AUGGAUAGACAAUAUCAGUUAUUCAGUCAAUUACUUAUGAAAACAAAAAACAAGAAUAAUAAUAACAACUAUAAUAAUGAAAAUAAUGAUAAUCAUAGAUUUGUAAAUCUUCCACAUAUUAUAUUAUUAAGAAUAAUAAAAGAAAUUGAAAAUGAUAUAGAUAGAGUUUGUUUUAGUUUAGUUUGUAAGAGGUGGUUUGAUCAACGAAACUGCUAUCUCUCUUUUAACUGUAAAGAUUUAAUAUUAGAUAGAUCUCAUAUGAUUAAGAAUAUUAAAUAUUUUACUUUGAAAUCUUACAUAAAUCUAUUCCAAUCAAGACUUGAUCAAAUAUUAAUACCAUCCGAAAGUAUUGUUGAUUAUCCAAGGAAUCAAUUACCAUUGAAACACGAUAGAUUACCUUUGAAUAUAAAGGAAAUCAUAUCGUACUAUCCGAUCAGACAACAUAUAUUACCAUUGGCAUUGGAAAGAUUAGAAAUACAAUUAACAAAUGAAAUUUAUCAAAAAAUAGAUAUCGAUGUUUCGUUGUUACCCAGAUCACUCAAAGCUCUACAUCUAUUUGGUAUUCAGCCUUUUCAACCAAUCGAUAUCAACAAACUACCACCUUCACUCGAAGAAUUCAAAUGUCAAACUGUGAAUGGCAACGAUAUGAUACACACAACACAAUUACCGUCGACACUCAAGAUUCUUGAACUAUCGCAUUGUGUACAGUUCCUGAAGCAUCUACAAUCACUUCAUACACUCCACCUGCAUAUAACUAAUAGUAGCGAUACUUGGGAAAUCGGUGAUAUUCCCGAGAGUGUCACUCAUUUGACAAUCGAAUCCAAUACCAUCAAAUUCAUUGUUAAGGAGAUGCUUCCCAGCAAACUAAAGUAUUUAAAAUUGAUACAUUACUUUGAAUUCAAAAAGAAUAUAUUCUCAGAGUUUCGACACUUGGAAACACUCGAUCUUUCAAUGCUAUCAAGAAAGGACCUUGCAUUUGAUAAACUACCAGAUCAACUAAAAGAAGAAACUGGAUUUAGAGCUACCGAUGUUAGAGUACUUGGAUUUGGGUGGAUUCAUUGGAGAGGUCAAAAGACUGAGAACUCCUUCACUUAA
Heterostelium album PN500 is the source of this 1095-nucleotide messenger RNA. RefSeq lists its product as uncharacterized. The coding region runs from base 1 to 1095 and encodes 364 amino acids. NCBI's taxonomy places the organism in Eukaryota, Evosea, Eumycetozoa, Acytosteliales, Acytosteliaceae. The record is from RefSeq and is a predicted model, not a curated record. The transcript is spliced from 4 exons.